Ahaetulla prasina is the source of this 2767-nucleotide messenger RNA. RefSeq names its product DMRT like family A2 (gene DMRTA2). Gene Ontology annotation, molecular function: protein binding; DNA-binding transcription factor activity, RNA polymerase II-specific; RNA polymerase II cis-regulatory region sequence-specific DNA binding. Gene Ontology annotation, cellular component: nucleus. The record is from RefSeq and is a predicted model, not a curated record. Lineage: Eukaryota; Metazoa; Chordata; Lepidosauria; Squamata; Colubridae. The transcript is spliced from 3 exons. Gene Ontology annotation, biological process: regulation of transcription by RNA polymerase II; sex differentiation; germ cell development. The coding region runs from base 43 to 1662 and encodes 539 amino acids.
UUGCGCCUUCCCUGGAAGCCACGGCACCCCUUCUUGGUCAAGAUGGAACUGAGGUCUGAGAUGACCAGCGUACCCACGGCGCCCUCUGCGGUGCCCCCCAGUUCGGUGGCGGCGGCGGCGGCGGCGGCCGCGGCGGCCAGCCUGCCGGUGAGCGUAGCCGGGAGCCUUUUGCGAGGCCCGCCGUUGCUCCUGCGAGCUGCCGAGAAGUAUCCGCGCACCCCCAAGUGCGCUCGCUGCCGCAACCACGGCGUGGUGUCGGCGCUCAAGGGCCACAAGCGCUACUGCCGCUGGAAGGACUGCCUGUGCGCCAAGUGCACGCUGAUCGCCGAGCGGCAACGCGUCAUGGCCGCCCAGGUGGCGCUGCGGCGGCAACAGGCUCAGGAGGAGAACGAGGCCCGCGAGCUGCAGCUGCUCUAUGGCACGGCCGAGGGGCUGGCCCUGGCCGCGGCCAACGGUAUCAUCCCGCCGCGGCCCGCCUAUGAAGUCUUCGGCUCCGUGUGCAGCGCCGAUGGAGGCUCGGGGGGUUCAGGUCCCUAUUCGGCACUUGGGGGGGGGGCCGAGGCGGGACACGCUGAAGUCAAGUUGCAGAAAUUUGACUUGUUCCCCAAGUCGCUUCUCACCAGCCGCUCCGUGACCCCUCAACAGAACAAGCCUUUAUCGCCGGAUGGGACGGACGGCGCGCCAGGCACCUCAUCCCCGGAGCCGACUCGUCACGGCUGUGGUUCGGGCUCGGAGAACGGCGACGGCGAGUCCUCCGUCAGCUCGCCAGUCUCCAAAGGCGCCAAAGACGGCAGCGGGGGCGGCGGAGCCGAGGAGGAGAGUACCGGCUCCGUCAGUCCACUGGGCUCCGACUCGGGUUGCUCUGAAAUAGAACGGGACGAAGCAGGCGCUCCCUCGCCUGGUUUGGCCGUUGCUGCAGCGGCCGCCGUGGCAGGGAGCAGCCGACAGCAGCGGACGCCGUUGGACAUCCUGACGCGCGUGUUUCCCGCGCACAAACGCAGCGUGCUGGAGCUGGUCCUGGCCGGCUGCGGCGGCGACGUGGUGCAGGCUAUCGAGCAGAUCCUUAACAACCACCACCACCAUCACCGGGCAGCAGGCGGCAGCCCAGGCCAAACACUUUCCGCCACCUCUGGACUCAGCUCGGUAGGGCCGGACAAGGCGGGCGACGAGAGCUGGGCGCGGGCUGCAGGAGACGCGCCGGGGACCUUGGGUGGCCUGCAGCCUUCGCCGGCUGGCGGAACCUCGCAUCACCGCCCUCUUUUGGCCGGCGCCAUGACCCCGGCCAUCGGCGCGCUGGGCAGCCGCUCCGCCUUCUCGCCUCUGCAACCCAACGCUACCCAUUUCGGAGCGGCGGCUGAGGCCGGCGCUUAUCCCUUAGGCACGCACUUGAGUUUGAGCCCGCUGCGCCUGGCUUACUCGGCCGCAGCGGCGCACAGUCGCGGCCUGGCCUUCAUGACCCCUUACUCCACGGCGGGGCUAAUGCCCACGCUGGGCUUCCGGCCGCCUAUGGAGUACGCCUUCAGCGACCUCAUGCGAGACAGAUCAGCCGCGGCGGCGGCGGCGGCCGCGGCUGCUGCCGCUGCAGCCGGCGUGCACAAGGAACAGGCAUACCCAAACGGCCUUUACGGGCCCUUGGUGAAUAGCGCCCCAGACAAACAGUAGGCCGCAAAGCCGGUGGCUGGAUUUUCUAUGUACAUAUAUGCAUAGAGAGAUAGAAAUAUAUACGAUAUAAACUUGUGCCCAGGCGUACAUCCGAGAGGUGCGCAAAGGGCAACUGAGGCAGCGAAUUCUCGGAAGGCGGCGGGGGAGCGACCUGGUCUAACCGAGGGCUCGAUUCCCCGCCGGUAUCGCAGCGGGUCUUAAACGCCGCUUAUCCUCAGACACGAAACGCGCCAGUUAGAAAUAAGUUCCCCGGAAAGUGAAGCAGCGGAGUAGUCCAAGUUGGAGCCGAGGUGGUGGUUGUGGUGGGGCUACAGCACUUUUCGCGGAGCAAGCGAGGAGGAGGAGGAGGAGGAGGAGGAAGAGGAGAUUCGCAGUCUCGUCGGCAGCCGACUGAAGGGGACAUAUUGCCAGUGAUUUAAGGCGAGGCAGAAUUUUGCAAAAAUGUUAUGGGCCGAGAUGUGCAACGUGUCUAUGGGCAGGACUGUUGCCGAAUUCUUCUGUCGGUUUCUGUGAGUAACAAUGGGAAGUCACCUUGUCCCUCCCCAAGCCUUGGUUUCGCCUGACUUUUAGGUGAUCCGGGUUUCAUUUCACUCUCAUGUGUUGCAACCACAAGUGGUCAAAUGUGUGGAACUUGGCGAACCUCUAAGUGUGUUGAUUAAGCAAAACGAGUAAAUGCCUUUUUACUGUUUAAAGUUGUCCCUCAUUAUUAUAUUUUGCAUAUAGCUGUAUAACAUGGAUAUUCCCCCCCCCCCGGGCGGCAUCCAUACAUUCUAUCUGUAUCUCUAUACCUGCCAGUGUAUAGCAUAAUGUUAAACAUGGGAAUUUAAAUUAUUAAUGUAAUUUGUAGGCGAAGGUAUUAUUAAUGGUAAAUGAAACGGUUAGUCAGUUUUCAUUUUGCAAACACAUCGUCAUAGAGUUUAAACAUACUGUAAAAAAAAUUAACUCUUCGUUUUGUCUAUUCCCAGGGGAAAUAUAAUGUGUAAAUAAGGUUAAAAAGUAAAUAUAUUUGUAAUUGUCCUUUCCUUUGGACUCCAUCCAAAGGCUGUUGUUGACCCGGAUUUAAUGAAUGAUCCGAACAAAAAUGCUGUCUGGUUUCAGCGUAACA